Molecule: messenger RNA, 264 nt
Organism: Plenodomus lingam JN3
Lineage: Eukaryota; Fungi; Ascomycota; Dothideomycetes; Pleosporales; Leptosphaeriaceae
Source: RefSeq, a predicted model, not a curated record
AUGAUCAAGGCUCAGUGUAUAACUCUUGCGGGCUACCGAGUGUCUUGGAUACUUGGAAGGGAUCUAUCUUUGUACCUUGCUGCAUUCGGUGCUCGGGCGCUACCGGAUCUCGAGAUUGGCGGAAUCAGUAUCAUUGUGGGAUGCGGAAUUGCGGAACAUUGUCCCUUCCCGCUUGAGGCGGCAGGUAGCAAGGCGAACAUUUGGGGUAAAGGUUGGAUACCGAUAGGCUCUCAAAGGCUGUCGAAAGCUUCUGAGAGCUUGUGA